Ananas comosus (pineapple) is the source of this 3601-nucleotide messenger RNA. Its product is annotated as serine/threonine-protein kinase EDR1. Gene Ontology annotation, molecular function: ATP binding; protein kinase activity. The transcript is spliced from 13 exons. Gene Ontology annotation, biological process: protein phosphorylation. The coding region runs from base 149 to 3145 and encodes 998 amino acids. NCBI's taxonomy places the organism in Eukaryota, Viridiplantae, Streptophyta, Magnoliopsida, Poales, Bromeliaceae. The record is from RefSeq and is a predicted model, not a curated record.
UUUCUCUAUUAGACUCGCUCCGCCAUUUUUUUUUCCCUCUCUCUCCGAGUCUUCGAUUCCUUUUAGCGAGUAAAGAAAAGAAAAAAAAAGGGGGGGAAAUAAAAAACCCGAACCUGAGAAUUAGGGCAAAGGUUGGAGAGAGAUUUCGAUGAAGAACCUGUUUAAGAUCAAGCGCCCGCAUCGAUCCAACGAGAUCCCGUCGUCCUCCUCACCGUCACCGUCGCCGUUGCCGUCGCCGUCGCCGUCGCCGUCGCCGUCCAGCCUCGCGCCCUCAUGCGGCUCAGACCACCGCGCGGCUGCGCCGUCGUCGUCGGCUGCGAUGGUCUCGCCGACGUCGAAGCCUCCGGCGGAGGAGGCGGCGGGGAAUCGGCAGGACUACUUCUCGUCGGAGGAGGAGUUUCAGAUGCAGCUGGCGCUGGCGAUCAGCGCGUCGAAUUCGGACUACAGGGGCGAUCCCGACGGCGAUCAGAUCCGUGCGGCGCAGCUGCUGAGCUUGGGUAGUCAUCGGAUCGAUCAGGAUCGCGAGGUGGGGACGGCGGAAUCCCUGUCGAGGAGAUAUUGGGACUAUAAUGUGCUUGAUUAUCAUGAGAGGAUUAUUGAUGGGUUCUAUGACAUAUUUGGUUUCUCACCUGAGUCCUCAAGGCAAGGAAAGAUGCCGUCACUUGUGGAUCUUCAAACGAGCAUUGGUGAUCUUGGUUUUGAAGUAAUCAUAGUCAACCGCUCUAUUGACACUGCGCUAGUAGAGUUGGAACAAAUAGCACAGUGCAUUUCCUUGGACUGUCCUGUUGCUGAGACUGCCCUUUUAGUGCAACGAAUAUCUGAACUUGUUACUGAUAAUCUGGGUGGUCCUGUAAAAGAUGCUAAUGACAUGUUGGCACGGUGGAUGGAGAAAAGCACCGAGUUACGAACCUCUCUGCAGACAAGUUUAUUACCAAUAGGCUGCAUAAAAAUAGGCUUAUCUCGUCAUCGUGCUCUGCUUUUCAAGGUACUUGCAGAUAAUGUAGGGAUCCCAUGCAAGCUCGUAAAAGGGAGUCACUAUACUGGUGUUGAUGAUGAUGCUGUGAACAUAAUAAAGUUGGAUAAUGAAAGGGAGUUCUUGGUUGAUCUUAUGGCUGCCGCAGGCACUCUCAUUCCAGCAGAUGUCCUAAGUGCAAAAGGCACUUCAUUGAAUUCUAACCCAAGAUUUAGCAAAAACCAAACUACUUGGUCAACCAAUAGUUCAGGUUUUGACUUGUCAGGAGAAGCAUCAUCUAAUGAGAAUAAAGGUGAAAAUAGCUCCUCUGAAAAUGAUAGUCACAUCCUAGAUAAAAGAUCAGAAUAUGACAAGGAAAUAGUGACACCAUAUUCUCAAAAUCCCCAGAGUGGUUCAUCGUCUAUAACUACCGUAAGAUUUUCUACUGAAGCUACGAGAUUGCUUCCCCGACAACAGCCAAAUCAACUCUCAACUUCCAAUAUAGAAACUUCCUCAAAGCAGAAAGAUGUGGUUUCUGAAGAUCCUAUGUGGAAUGGAAAUUUUAACGCAUCAGCAGACUCACAAGAGACAGUAGAUCCUAAAAACUUGUUUGCGGAGCUAAACCCAUUCAAGGUAGUUGGUGCUGGUAAAACUUCAGCGCAGUUUAGAGGAUGGGAUAAUAGAGACAGUGGAAACCGGGGUCACAGAGAGAAUAUUAUCUCAGGUCCUGGAAGACCCCCACAACCAUUAGCUUGGAAAAACUGGUCAGCAUGCAAUGAGGUUGCUAACAGCAAGCAGUACAAUUUCGUUGAGGAACUAUUUCCAAGAAAAAAUGUUGGUGAUAAUGGUGCUACAUCAUCUCAGAUUUCUUCUGAUGGAAAAAGUACUGUUGUUAAUAUCUCUGGGGAUUCUGAUAUGUCAUCUUGGGUGGUGGUUGAUAGUUCUGAAAAGACUAUAUCUGAUACUUAUUUAAACACAACUUAUGUCUCCUCUGGAGUUAAUAAAGAUUCAGAAAAAGACCGACAUGGUGAUCUGUAUAGUAGCCAUAUGAAUGCUAAAGGAGGCGGACCGCUUACCUCUGUUCAGUCAUCAGGAGAUAAAUACAUGCGGACGAAACAAACACAAGGAUUGGUUUCGCAAAGUAGCGUGGAACGUGAGGCAAAGAAUCAUGGGUUAAAUUUCAAUCAGAAGCAUGAUCGAAAGAAGUGCUCACAUGAUAGAUUUAUGGAUACAAUAAUAGAACAAAGGAAUUCAGAAUCUUCAAUUUCUUCAUUUCAAGCCAGGCCUACUAGACUUGAUCCAAUGCUAGAUGAUGUGUCUGAAUGCGAAAUUCUAUGGGAAGACCUUGUUAUAGGUGAAAGGAUUGGAUUAGGUUCAUAUGGAGAAGUAUAUCGUGCUGAUUGGAAUGGAACUGAGGUAGCUGUUAAGAAAUUCUUGGACCAGGACUUCUAUGGGGAUGCUCUGGAUGAGUUCCGAAGCGAAGUGCGGAUAAUGCGGAGGUUGCGCCAUCCAAAUGUAGUCCUCUUUAUGGGUGCUGUGACUCGUCCUCCCAAUCUGUCUAUUGUUUCUGAAUUCCUACCAAGAGGAAGCUUGUACAGGAUUCUUCAUCGUCCUUAUUGCCAAAUUGAUGAGAAGCGUAGGAUUAAAAUGGCCCUUGAUGUGGCAAAAGGCAUGAAUUGCCUGCACACUAGUGUGCCUACAAUUGUUCAUCGGGAUUUGAAAUCGCCAAAUUUGUUGGUAGAUAAGAAUUGGACAGUGAAGGUUUGUGAUUUUGGACUUUCGCGGUUGAAGCAUAACACAUUUUUAUCAUCCAAAUCCACUGCUGGAACGCCUGAAUGGAUGGCACCGGAAGUCUUGCGCAAUGAACCUUCAAAUGAGAAGUGCGAUGUUUAUAGCUUUGGGGUUAUCUUGUGGGAGCUGGCCACACUAAGAAUGCCAUGGUCCGGGAUGAACCCAAUGCAGGUUGUGGGUGCUGUUGGGUUUCAGGACCGAAGGCUCGACAUUCCAAAAGAAGUUGAUCCCCUUGUUGGACGGAUCAUUUGGGAGUGCUGGCAGACGGAUCCAAGCUUGCGCCCUUCUUUUGAACAACUAACUACGGCUCUAAAGUCAUUGCAGCGGCUAGUAAUCCCAUCUCAUCAGGAGACACAGAGCCCGCCGGUGCCGCAAGAGAUAUCGGUGAACUCCACUCCUUAAAGAGCUUCUCAAAACUGUGAAUAAUAAGAGAAAAAAGAGUAUUUAUAUCAUUUUGUCGUGGUAAUGUCCAAAGUCUACCCAAUGUGAAUGCUGUGUGUUGCUCCCUUUCAACUAAAAGGUCCUUGUAGUUGUCUUUGCCACCGCGCCUUAAACAUCUCUGAUGGUGGCUGUACAGAGAGUCGGGUCUGAAGAUAAUACCAAAAAAUGUGGAAAUAUGGUGUCCUGUAAGGAGGUUUGCUUAGACCUUUUUUUUUCCUUUUUUUUUUUCUUGUUAAUCCGAAUGUGAGCUUGCCGGAAACCGGUCAGCUUUUUAGCGAAAAUUUACCUCGACGAGGGCAUGAGUAUAUUGUACUUCAGUGGCACCCCUUGUUGGGGAAGGUAUUGUAAUAUGAGAGACGAAUGAAAUUCCCUGUAUGUUUACCAUUGUGUUAUUUGGAAUUUUUUUUAGAGUACAUA